CCAGCACCAGUACCCCCAAGAGGGUGGUGAUUACCAAAGGGACGGCAACUUUGGUGGAGGCCGUGGCAGAGGCGGCUCCUAUGGCGGCAGAGGCCGUGGAAGGGGGCGUGGCGCCGGAAGCAACCGUGUCUUUCAGGAUGCCAAUGGAGACAGUUUCUACCGUGAUGGCUAUCAACGUGUCUACAUCACCUAUGACCGUCCAUCAUAUGGCAAUGGCAAUGGCAAUGGCAACUACAACAAUGGCAACGGAGGUGGCUACAGCCAAGGCCUCGACUCUAACCACGGCAAUGGCGGUGAGGGCCAGCGGUACAGCAAGGAUGACAAGCAGUACAGGAGGGAGCACCUUCAGUACAGGCCUAAGAGCAAGCCAUCCUCUGUGGCUGCUUCUGAUGUUGAUCACAAAUCUGAAGGGAAUGCCGAGCCUGCUGCUGCUGAGGCAAAGCAGGUCGUAGCCCCUGCCGCUGAGAAAGUUGUUGAAGCUGUCCCUGCUUCUGAAUCUGAUAAGUCUACUACAGGGUAGGUUC
Hordeum vulgare subsp. vulgare (domesticated barley) is the source of this 524-nucleotide messenger RNA. RefSeq lists its product as uncharacterized. The transcript is spliced from 2 exons. NCBI's taxonomy places the organism in Eukaryota, Viridiplantae, Streptophyta, Magnoliopsida, Poales, Poaceae. Bases 81 to 452 code for a protein of 123 amino acids. The record is from RefSeq and is a predicted model, not a curated record.